Brassica rapa (field mustard) is the source of this 1322-nucleotide messenger RNA. Its product is annotated as protein SLOW GREEN 1, chloroplastic. Gene Ontology annotation, molecular function: protein binding. The record is from RefSeq and is a predicted model, not a curated record. NCBI's taxonomy places the organism in Eukaryota, Viridiplantae, Streptophyta, Magnoliopsida, Brassicales, Brassicaceae.
AAAGACACUGUAAAAACAUAAACUCUCGUAAAUGCUCUCUUGAGAUUGUCUCUUAAGAAAUGAGUCCCGUCGGAGUAUCUGCCCUCUCUUCUCCGGCUAAAUUUCACCGCCGCCGGGAAAAAGCACAGACUUUUACUCCGACCCACUUCCCUAAUCCAAAUGGGUUUCCAUCUCCGUGGAGAAAGUCUCGACCUUUCGCUCCCAAACUCUCCCAAUCCCUCAAUUUCGCUUCCCCCUCUCCACAUCUCCCUCUCAUACGCUCCUCGACGUCUCCUUCUUCCAAGGACUUCCUUCAGAUUCUAGCGAGAAAAGCAGCGAUCUUUCUCGUCGGGUCGUUUGUUUUCCUAGGGUUCUGUUCUUCGAAGCCCGCUUUAGCGCUGCCCACUGCGACUGCGAGCUCUCAAACGGAGCUAGAGGACGAGGCAAUGUUCGAGAAGGUUCUGGAGAGUGAGCCGGAGAAUAUGGAGGCGAUGAAGGCUGUUUUGUAUAAGAAGAUGAGGAGAGGGAAACCUGAAGACGCCGUCAAGUACGUUGAGAAGCUGAUGAAGUUAGAGCCUCGUGAAGUGGAGUGGAAGCUUCUUGAAGCGCUUUGCUAUGAGACGAUGGGGCAGUUGAGUAAAGCUAAGAGAUUGUUUAAGGAUAUUCUCAGAGAUAACCCUCUUCUGAUAAGAGCUUUGCACGGUCUAGCUAUGGUAAUGCACAAGUCUCAUGACUCAUCUGUCUUUGAUAUGCUGAAUGAAGCUAUGGAAGUUGCUCGGCAAGGAAACCGAGUGACCGAGGAGAGAAACAUUCAAGUCUUGAUCGGCCAAAUGCAUAUUGUUAAGGGUCAAUUUGAAGAAGCUCUAAAGAUAUUUCAAGAGAUGGUGAAGGAUAACCCUCGAGAUUUUCGACCGUAUCUUUGCCAGGGGAUAGUGUAUAGCUUGAUGGAUAAAAAGGAGGAAGCAGAUCAACAGUUUGAGAUCUAUUGGAGUCUUGCACCUGAAGAAUUCCCACAAAAGGGGUUUCUUGACGAUGUUGCGUUGGCUGCUCAAGCCAAAUCCCGAGAACGACUCCAAAACACUUUCAAAGCUAAGUUUACUCACGGGAAGUAAAUCAACGGUUAGAUGGUUAUCUUCUCAAAGCUUCAUCAGUUAAAGGCAGUUUUGUUUUUGAUUUUUCUCCCUCUAGAUUCGCGUAGUUAUAAUCAGACAUGAGUUUCUUUGGUUCAGUGUUUAUCUCUCUGGUGUGCGUUUCUUGAUUCAUCUAUUCGACUCUUCCACCACUAUCAACUUUUAAUGUUAAACCAACAAACCCCUGAGUUUAAAAAAUGUAUGCUUCCUUCA